GCCAUCAAAAGAUAUCAAGUGCCGACAUCCAGACCAUCGCAGUUCACCAGCUACGGGAAAAUACACCAUGUCGCUCUUCAGAUCCAAGCGCCUGGACCUCAGCGGGUUCAUCAACGCCCGUGUCAUCCGUGACCACACCAAGCGGAAGGUUUUCGAGCAGCACGAGCCUGAACGUCAAGCUCUCCGCUACAUCAUCCGCAACACCUCCCUCCCGCAGCGUACCCGUGCCCAGGCUCAAUUGCAGCUUUCCCAGAUGCACGCCUACACCCGGCCCACCCAGAUCAAGAACCGCUGUGUGGCGGGUGGUAUUGCUCGAAGUGUGAUUCGCGACUUCAGAAUUGCUAGAUACCAAUUCCGUCAACAGGCACUGGCUGGUGAACUACCCGGUGUGAAGAAGGCCAGUUGGUAGUGUGUCCAUAUACUGCGGAUUGUUUUAUUAUGUUCAUGGCUACUGGGUCAGCCGGUUUGCACGAGGGCGUUUAAUUCCAUACUUUUUUUCGAGAAAGAUG
Molecule: messenger RNA, 509 nt
Organism: Aspergillus nomiae NRRL 13137
Lineage: Eukaryota; Fungi; Ascomycota; Eurotiomycetes; Eurotiales; Aspergillaceae
Product: mitochondrial 37S ribosomal protein uS14m
Exons: 3
Coding region: 68-409 (113 amino acids)
Biological process (GO): translation
Cellular component (GO): ribosome; mitochondrial small ribosomal subunit
Molecular function (GO): structural constituent of ribosome
Source: RefSeq, a predicted model, not a curated record